This is a messenger RNA of Trematomus bernacchii (emerald rockcod), 3745 nucleotides long. Its product is annotated as oxysterol-binding protein-related protein 10-like. Gene Ontology annotation, molecular function: cholesterol binding. The transcript has 12 exons. The record is from RefSeq and is a predicted model, not a curated record. NCBI's taxonomy places the organism in Eukaryota, Metazoa, Chordata, Actinopteri, Perciformes, Nototheniidae. Gene Ontology annotation, cellular component: intracellular membrane-bounded organelle; cytosol; membrane. Bases 1 to 2217 code for a protein of 738 amino acids.
AUGAAGCAGAGUCCCGCUCGGAGCCCCUGCAGGAGGCAGGAGCAGCGGGGCGGACAGCCGCACAGCCCCGCUGCCGUGGAGCACCGAGCAGGUUCCGGGACCAGGGACAGCGGCGCAGGGUCGGGCCCCUCGCCCAUUAAAACAGCCCGCACCAAGAGGCACCUGGAGGGGGUCCUGAGGAAAUACACUAACCCGCUCCAGGGCUGGCAGAGCAGAUAUUUUGUUCUGGAUCCAGAGGUUGGUCAGCUCCAAUAUCAUCUGAAUGAACUGAGUAAGAGCCAGCGACCGCCCAGAGGGUCUAUGCCUCUCUUAGGAGCCGUGGUGGUCUCAGCUGAUGAGUUUCCAUACAUGUUUACCAUUCAGUCCACUACUGGGGAUUCCUACAAACUCAGAGCACUGGACGCCAAGGACCAAGAGCUAUGGAUGACUCAGCUCCAGCUGUGUUCCCGACGCCACUCUGACAGCAGCGCCAAGGUGAUGAUCCAGGCUGAAGGGCAGCAGAAGAUCCUGGUCAACUCUAUAGAGUCCCUACCCCCCCGAGGUGGACCCCUCGCUUCCCUGGAUGAGGCCACUUCAGCUGCCACUCUGAGCUGCCUGGGGGAGUGCCUCAGUAUGCUGCAGCACAAUGUGGUCCAGGCCCUCAACCAGAACCAGAACCAGAACCAGAACCACAUGCCGAGUCCCAGCAACAGUUCAGCGGGUUUGAAUCAGGCAGCGGCCUCGGACAGAGUCAGGUCCUGGAGUCAGCGCUCCACUGUGAGCCAGGUGGAGCCGGGGGGCCUCAGGUCUGAGAGCCCGACCCGCAACUUUAAUGAGAGCCACAUCCAGAGCCAGGGCCGGGAACACGUGGAUAGCUCUGCUGGAUGGUCCAGGUCGCUUUCUGAGAAGCAGGGGAAAAAUGUUGCACAGACGCCUCUCUCAUCCUCUACCCGGCCUUCUUCCCCUCAAACACACAAGGACCCUUCUGAGCAGGGCCAGAGCAGCAGCCUAGAGACCCCGGACCUCAGCGACGAGACCACCGACACAGAGGACCAUGAGGAGGAGGACCUGGGAGUUCUGGAUGACCAGCGCAACAUCAUGCUUCACCUCUUGUCCCAGCUCAAACUGGGCAUGGACCUCACACGGGUGGUGCUCCCUACCUUCAUCCUGGAGAAGCGUUCUAUGCUAGAAAUGUACGCCAACUUCAUGGCUCACCCUGACAUGUUCCUGUCCAUCACCUGCGGCCGCACAGCAGAGGAGCGCAUGGUCCGCUUCGUGGAGUACUACCUGACCGCCUUCCACGAGGGCCGCAAGGGGGCCGUGGCCAAGAAGCCCUACAACCCCAUCCUGGGCGAGAACUUCCACUGCUCCUGGUAUGUGCCUCGGGUCCGCGUGCGACCCCUCAGGACUACCAACUGCCCCGGUCCCAACUCAGCACCCACAGACUCUGCGAGCAUUCCCGGGUCCCCACAGAGGGGGGUGGGUGGCAGCAGCAGGAAACACUCAGACUGCUAUCAUGUUAGUUUUGUGGCAGAGCAGCUGUCCCACCACCCUCCUGUGUCAGGCUUCUACUGCGAGUGCAAGGAGAAGAAGAUGUGUGUCAACACGCAUGUCUGGACCAAGAGCAAGUUCAUGGGCAUGUCUGUCGGGGUCUCUAUGGUCGGGGAAGGUGUGCUGUAUUUGCUGGAGCAUGAUGAGCAGUACGUGUUCACUCUGCCCUGUGCCUAUGCCCGCUCCAUCCUGACUGUGCCAUGGGUGGAACUUGGGGGAAAGGUCACCAUCAACUGUGCCAAAAGUGGAUACUCUGCCACCGUCACUUUCCACACAAAGCCCUUCUACGGAGGAAAAGUACACAGAGUGACAGCAGAGGUGAAGCACAACCUAACUGGAAACAUAGUGUGUAAGGCGCAGGGGGAGUGGAACGGGGUGCUGGAGUUCACCUACAGCAACGGGGAGAACAAGGUGAUAGACACCUCCAAGCAUCCAAUCAUCAAGAAGAAGAUCCAGCCUAUAGAGAAGCAGGGCCAGUACGAGUCCCGGCGUCUUUGGCAGCAUGUAACAGCGUCGCUGAAGGGAGGACAUUUGGACGCAGCCACAGAACACAAACGCUGCCUGGAGGACAGGCAGCGCCGCGAGGCCAAACAGAGAGCUGCGUCCCACAGCGCCUGGAAACCCAAAUACUUCAUUAAAGAGGGUGAAGGCUGGGUGUAUCACAACCCUCUGUGGAAGGCGCAGUGACGCGGAGCAGCUCUCCAAUCCCAGGCGACAGAUCGGGCGACGGAGGCCGAUCGCUGGCCGACACAGACAUGAGGAGAGUCAAACAAACAGACAGACGGACAAACGGAGAGCAAGACACACGGACGGAGAAAAGAGAAAACAGAACAAGUGCUACCAAAGACAACCCGAGGAAACCGGCCACAUCUCCAGUUCUGAGCGUUCAGGAGUGUGCUGGUUCAGCAGUGAGCCUCUCUUGAGAUUACAGUGUUCAGACAGAAUGGGAUUUUUUCACUUCUGAACAAACCCCUGUAAACAGCUACUGCCCAUCUCACUUUUUAGUUGUUUAGGCAAUGUAUUAACUGUUUUGCACAAUUCACUGUACAAUACAAUGUGUGUGUGUGUGUUUUCAUGUACAGGUGUAUGCUUGUAAGAAUGGAUGGGUAAACUAUUUAGCUACAACUCUAUUUUAUAGAAUCCAGAGGGGGCAGGGCUAGUUUAGUUUGAAGCUGCAGAGCACUGAUCCUCUCUGUGAUGGAACUUAUUUAAACUUAAUAUGACAAACUACUUUAUUCAAUAUAAAUAGUGUUUUAUCCGAAGUCAUAUUCCUUAGGGGAAGGUGUCCUCAAACUGUUGUACAUACAUUUCUUAUAUAAUUUUCUCUGUCAUAACAUCUAAUAAAUCCCUCCAGCCAACCACUACUGUAUGUUACUGUAGAAAGUGGCUGGAAAAGAAGUGAAUCUGCGCCUGCUGAAUCCAGAUCUCAAUGGAACAUUUACUAUGCUGCAGUUUGAUCUUAGGAAAAGGUGUUACUUUAAAUGGGUCAGUUCCCCCAUUUAAACUCUUAAAACAAACAUGCUCUCUCACAUCACUCCGGUGAUAUCUCUCCAUUAAGGUGGUUUUUAUUUUAAGAUAUCUGCCCUCCAUCCAAAUACAACAGAAUUGCUGCUUAGAGAACAGAAACAUUACAUUUGACAUGACACUCCUAUUUACUGUUUAUUGGAUUUGGGAGAGCUGAUUAAAACAUGGUUAGAAUCACAAUAAAAUAAGCUAGCUGAGUCUUUUAGUGCUUAUUGAAACAACCUUAGCUUUUGCUGUAACUUUAGCUCUUUAGCUCUUACAGUGCAUUCACAUGAUUGGUGAUAAACAGCGUUGUGUUUUGUUAGGGAGGCGUGUUGCGCAGUGGAUAGAGCCUUGGUGUUGGGGUCAGGGGGUCACAGGUUCAAACCCCACUGCAGUCAGCAUGUCGUUGUGUCCCUGGGCAAGACACUUCAUCCCAAAUUGCUCCUGUGGGGAUUGUCCACAGUAUUGAGUAUGUAAGUCGCUUUGGAUAAAAGCGUCUAACAAGUAACAUGUACGGUAAUGUUUUUCUUGCUAGCUUGCGCCGCUACAUACAGCUAGCAUCUGAUUGGUUGCACAUCGAGAGAUCAGGGGUAAACAAGGUCAAAGUUGAAUUUAUUUGAACUUUGAGUGCCCGCCUAGUCGGGCUGCAACACUCUCUUUAUAGAAACACAACGACAACGUCAGCGCAGAGCCAUUUUGCUGCGCAUCA